Messenger RNA from Durusdinium trenchii, 4116 nucleotides. The record is from the annotation of a GenBank genome assembly. NCBI's taxonomy places the organism in Eukaryota, Dinophyceae, Suessiales, Symbiodiniaceae.
AUGAGCUCAGCAAACGCUUCAGGCUAUGUACCACUUGAUCUUCACUGGCCAGAGGAUAGACUUGAAGAUGUUUUGAGACAGUGUUCCAGCAAGGUGGUCUUGGCCUCUUCGGACUGUCACUCAAAGCUGUCGGCGAUUGCCUGGAGGGUCUCUUCAGUCACUUCGGUCUUGGAUGUGAGGACCCGGGUCGAGGGCCCUGGAGUGGCCGACGAAGGCCAGGGCAGCACAUUGGCCUAUACCUUCUUCACCUCGGGCACGACGGGAAAGCCCAAAGGAGUGAUGGUGGAGAACAAAGGCUUGGUCCAUAGAGUGCACUGGUUCCAGCAGCGAUGGCCCUUGUAUCCUGGGGAAGGCAUCGUCUCCAAGGUGGCAUACACUUUUGGCCUCUCCGAAUGGGAGAUUUUCUGGCCGCUCACAGCGGGUGCUGCCUUGAUCCUGGCGCCACCAGGUGGAGAAAAAGACGCGGAGUACCUGCUCCGCCGAGCCUGCCACGCCUUUCAUCCCCCAUCGCGGCAGGAGCGACUGAUUCCUGGAAAAGGACCUUCACCAGAUCAUGUGAACUGUGUCAGUGCUCAUAUUUUUGUGCCCUCAAUGUUGCAGAUGAUUUUCGACAAGUAUGAUGAGUUGGAAGAGGAGGAUAUGCAACGGAAGGCAGGUGAGCACCACGUGGAUGGAACAUGGUGGCAUCACUCCAAAGCUCGGGACAUUGUCACCUGUGGCGAAGCCUUGAACCCUUCUUUGACCCAGAAGAUGUUCUCAUGCUUCCAUCACUGUACGCUGACCAACUUGUACGGCCCCACGGAAGGGGAGAUGACGUACUGGGAGGUCCCGCAGGGCCGGGCUGUGCUCCGUGUCUCAGCGGGUGCUCCCAUGGAAGGCUGCAAGGUGGUGCUGGCGGACCUUCGUGACAGCAAGUCCGCAGCGAUGCUGGAGCCCGCCGAGAUCGCCUUCGGAGGGCCUUUUAUUGCGCGGGGCUACUUGGGAAGGCCGGACCUCGACAAGAAGGCCUUCGUGCCAGACUUCACGACGAUUCGCUCGGACUCAUCUCUGGAGUCUGGGGAUUCUUCCACUCUGGCGGGAUCAUCACCCUGCGAGAGCACCCCAUUGAGCAACGAGAGCGCGGAGGCAGCGAGCAUGAUGCGGCGCCGAGGUGCCGGGACGCUGACAUCUUGGGCCAACAGCGAGGACGGAUCAAGUCCUCGAAAGAAGACUUUAAUGGAUCGGCUGUACAUGACAGGCGAUCUGGGACGCUGGCGAGAAGGUGGCGUGAUUGACCUUUUGGGCCGCAAGGAUUUCCAGGUGAAGCUACGAGGCUUUCGUAUCGAGCUGGGCGAGAUCGAAGCGGCCUGUCGAGCAGCCGGAGCGCGGGCUGCGGUGUGCGUUUUGCACAAGAACGGCAACGGUAUGGAUGGAUUGGUGGCUUACUUUGAGCCAGGUUCGGACGAAGUGCGGGAAGCCAGCGUGCGAGCAUCCUGCCAAAAGUCCUUACCAUCUUACAUGCAGCCGCAAGUCAUCGUAAGAUUGGAGCAGCUGCCGCGGAACACAAAUGGCAAGAUUGACAGAGCCAAGCUCCCAGAACCUCUAAUGCCUACAACGCCCAGUACGACCUGCAGCCCACCCGAGACUUCUGUACAGAAGAUGCUUGUGAACAUCAUCUCGGAGCUCUUAGGUCUGCCAGUGGGCGCCAUAGGCUUGGAUGCUGACUUUCAAGAACUUGGCGGAAAUAGCCUCCUCAUGGGCCGGGCCAGCUCUGCCAUCAAGAAGGCCUUCAGAUUGAGCAACUUCAAAGGGACUGCGAUGUAUCAGCUUGGCACCGUCAGACGCAUCGCCGCGUCCAUCGAAUCCAUGCUGCACAGCAGCAGCGAAUCCAUGGAUGAGAAGACCUUGAGUAAUCGGCUGGCGACGGCUCAGCAACCCCGCCAGUCGACAUGUAGCUCGAUGUCCUUUGGUUCCAUUUGUGCGCAAACAUUUGGGGUCUUUUGGUUGAGCUUCCUGCUCCAACGCCAGGCGUGGUCGCCAGCUUGGUGGGCGGCAUGGUAUAUUUGGUGGUAUUUUGGAGAGAAGGCAUUUUUCCUCUACCUUCCCUGUGCAGCCUUCUUGGACCUCCUGGUGAUGUUGAUGGUUGCCGUGCUCAUGAAAUGGAUUGUUUUGGGCCGUGUGAAGCCAGGCAAGAUAGAGCUUUGGUCUUUUGACUACUACAAGUGGUGGUUUGUCAACAAUUUGCUGAAAGCAACCAUUGAACAUAUGAUGCCUAUCAUCGGAGAGACCCCACUGGCGAAUUGCUUCUUGCGGCUGCUGGGAGCAAAUAUUGGCCCGGGCGCAAGGAUCAGUCCAUGCACAAUACAUGACCCAGACCUGAUAGAGGUUGGUGCAAAUGCUACAAUUGGCAAACGUGUCAAGCUGGCGACUUCAAGCGUGCUGCAUGGGCAGGUCCACCUGGAUUACAUUCGAAUAGGCAAUGCAGCUGCCGUGGGGCCAACUGCGGUGUUGUCGCAAAACACCUGUGUCCCCGACCAAAAGGCAGUGCUGCCCUUGUCAACAAUGCCAGGCUGGCAUGGCCCUAUCGGCUCGGUGGCCUUUUGCAACGCCCAGCCGCCCAUCGGAGAUGAAACGUUUCAACACAGACAAAGUCUUCUGCGGGUUCUGUUCGGCAUGCCUGCAGUGCUUAUCCUGGAGGUUCUCCCGCUCUAUCCAACCUAUUUCAUCCUGGCCUGGACCUACUACCGCUUUGAGGAGUAUUCUCCCGAGUACGGCUACUACCUUUGGUGUGUUUGUUUGGCAUGGAUAUUUAUGCAUCCGAUCAACUUCUUUCGGGCGGUCGUCAUUGUUCUGCAAAAGUGGAUUCUGAUAGGCGAUUUCCGAAAGCAGAAGAAGGAUCAAAUCAGUCAUUGGAAUGAGUGGAAGACUUGGGUCCACGGCCGUGCAUCGGAAAAUCAUGAUUUCGAGGAGCUUUGCCAAUUCUUUACCAAUACCGAGUUCCUCUCGUGGCUCUACCGAGCCUUGGGUACCAAGAUCGGCCACCGGGUGCAGAUCGAUCAGUUGGAUAUGGUGGAACACGACUGCAUACAUGUGGAUGAUUAUGUGGUCUUUGGCAGCAAAGUCUUGCUCGCCAGUGAUGUGAACGCACCCUGGGUGCCUCUGGAGUACAGCAGGAAAAUGGAGCAGCAACGAGGACCAAAGCAACGCUAUGCAGACAUCCGAAUCUGCCGAGGGGCCAACGUUUUGGAUCAUUGCACGCUCCUGCCGGGUGUCACCGUCGCUGAACGGGCAGUGUUGGGAACCUACACCUUGGCCACAGCAGGGAGUUACUACCCUCCGCUGGCCAUUCAUUCCGGGAAUCAGCGAGGCCGGUCGAUGCAUUUGCGCGACUACCUUGCUUCACCAUCCAUGCGGGAGCUGGAGGACAAGACUAUGCAGGAUUUGGAUAGCCCAAUUACCUGGUGGAGGUUCAACUUGGUCAUCCUUCUGGUCAUCCUGUUUGCCAGCCCAUUGCCAACAGCUGCUUGGGUGGUCACGUACUUUGGAGUAACUACACUCUGGGACUUUGAAAGCGAAGGCAUAUUGACAGGGCUGCUCGUGACUCCUUUUGUCUUCAAUUCAAUCGAACUUUUUCUGCUCCUACUGAACAUUUUGCUCAAGUGGAUUGUCAUUGGCAGGUAUAAGGCGGGUGAAUACAAGUUCUUCGGCUCCUACCAUACCUGUUGGAUGUGCAUCUCCAUUUGUGGACGAGGCAUAAGUGCGCUCCACGAUAGUUUUCGAGGCAGUGUUUUUGAGGUGUUGUUGGCUCGUGCUCUAGGAGCUAAGGUUGGCAAGGAGUGCUAUUUGAGUGGCCUUAUGGUCGAAUAUGACUUGCUGACCAUAGGUGACCAUGUUGCAAUUGGCUGUGGGUGCGACACCACUGGACAUACCGUGGAGAACAUGGUCAUCAAGCUUGCACCGACGAGGAUCGCAGAUGGUGCAGCGCUGUUGCCAGGAUCUUUUGCGAUGCCUGGCUCGGAGAUCGAGGAUGAGGCGGUGCUCAUGGAACACACGCAGGUCUUGAAAGGAGAAACAGUGCCAUCAAGAGAGGUCUGGGCAGGCAUGCCAGCCUCAAGCUGCAGGCCUGUGCCAAAGUGA